Molecule: messenger RNA, 3000 nt
Organism: Thalassophryne amazonica
Lineage: Eukaryota; Metazoa; Chordata; Actinopteri; Batrachoidiformes; Batrachoididae
Gene: tmem222b
Product: transmembrane protein 222b
Exons: 6
Coding region: 71-622 (183 amino acids)
Source: RefSeq, a predicted model, not a curated record
UGUUGGAUUGUGUGUGACUUGACGCGGCUGUAGCUUGUGGGACAGAUGAAGUUGGUUUCCCACAGCUGUGAUGGCGGAUGUUGGUGAGAAUGAUAGCAUGAAGAAUUAUCACUUAGCGUCGGAGAAAAUCGACCCUGUGACGAGUCGUUAUCCUUACUGCAUCGUGUGGACUCCUAUUCCCGUGUUAUCAUGGUUGUUUCCCUUCAUUGGUCACAUGGGAAUCUGCACUUCGACGGGUAUCAUUCGGGAUUUUGCUGGUCCUUACUUUGUGUCGGAAGAUAACAUGGCUUUUGGACGGCCAACAAAGUACUGGAUGCUUGAUGUUAGUAAAGUCUAUGCUGGUGGCUCCAACGCGUGGGACAGAGCAGUCCACGAGGCCUCAGAAGAGUAUAAACACAGGAUGCACAACCUCUGCUGUGACAACUGUCACUCCCAUGUGGCCAUGGCUCUCAAUCUGAUGCGAUAUGAAAACAGCAGCUCCUGGAACAUGGUCAAACUUUGCCUGCUGUCUCUCAUCCAUGGAAAGCACGUCAGCUGUGCAGGCUUCUUGAAAACAUGGCUGCCUUUCCUCAUGCUGAUGGGUAUCGUCCUUACGGUGGCACUCGCCUUUAACCUCCGGUGACCCGGGAGAAGGUUUAUGCACACAGGAGACCCCCUGCAGGUUGGCCGUAUGAUUGACCUCUAACAGAGGAAAGACAGACAACUCGUCUCCAAGACAGGAAUGUUCAGCAGGAAAGCCAAACGUCCACCACAUUCUUGGUGGCCUGUUACUGGAGUCAUUCCUGAAGUGAAGAUGGAGCACCCAAAAUCUACAGAAAUUAAUUUCUAUACAGUAAUUUGAUUGAAGAGCUCAGAGUGAGCGUCUGACACAAACAGUUAAUGGAAUGUGAUUAUUGAAAGCAGCGGUUUUACACCAUCAGUGGCUGAGCUGUUGUAAGGACAACAGCAGUGUAGAUCUCUCUGUGAGGAAGUCCUCCAUGUCUGUCUUUAAGAUUUUGAAGAUCUGUAAUAGACUGACUGCAUCAAUCCACCAUUAAGUGCUUCCUCAAUGUCCUUUUUAUACUGGAGAGCAGAACUGCAGAGAAUUGAUGCAUCUUUUUUAGAAAAUUUAUUGCCUCACAUGCUUGAUUUGAUGUCACUCUUCUGCUGUCUUUAGGUCAGUUUCACCCUUACAGUUUGUCUGGUCUUGGACCAGGGUCCAAAAUGGCACAGUGCUGUACUUUUCCCUUUGACCAGUUUUCUUUCUGAUGGCAAUAUUUCUAAACGGCCCAAAGCAUGGAAGGAAAAACCACGUGUCAGUACUGCGUUUAUGUCACAGCUGCAGCUUCAGGACUCCUGAACGUCGGUGGUGGUAAUAAUUUGUUUUUAAUACAGUUGUUCACCAAAUAUGUUUUGUAUCACUUCACACUGCAGUGUUUGGAAUAAAACCAUGACUCUAAAACAGAGUCCCACCUUUUAAAGAGCGCCACGGUCCAUUUGCUUAUUCAACACCAGAAAACAAAUGCGUGUUCACAUCUCGUCAAAGACACUGAACUGUCUGAGAUAACAGACUGUGGUCAGGUUGAAAGUGCUGUGAAAGUGACCUUUAAAUAAGCAGAGUGGAUUGUAAUCCGGUGUUUUCUUACUGCAUGUUAUCCAGCGUAACGCCACGGGAUAAAAGCUGUGUUCUUAAAAGAACUAUUUUUCUCAGAUGUUUGCAUUGUUUUCACAUGUAUCUCUUCAUAGUACUACCUUAAGUUCAAAACUUUUCUUCUAUAAUUGACGUGAAGAUUGUUGCAACCUUCCUGAAUGUGGCUGUAGGAAGUUGUUUGGAGAAACCAAUGAAAUAGAACUUUUGGGGUUUAUAUUGAUGCUGAAUGUAGGAAAAUUGGUCAAGUCGAACUCUCCUAAAAAAUGGAACUUGUACUUUGGUGAAAUCUUCAGUAACGGACACUUUAUCUGUUGGAGGAGUAAAAUCCUCAGUUUUUUGAAGCUUUUUUGUUUAAAUCAUUUUUUUAUGAGUCGGUGCCUAAAAAUUACUUCCUGAAUUUUUUUUUUUUUUUUUUUUUUACACUUCACCUGAAUUGUUUUUUUUUUUGUUGUUUUAACAUUAAUUCCUGGCGGCACUUGAAAUGGGUUGCCAUGGUUGUCAUGAGAAGAUUUAAAUCCCCUCAUUGUUUGCGGUCGCACACAAAGUGUUGAGCGCUCUCUUUGUCCGCAGCGCUGCCAGAAGCAGCAGGUAGCCGAGAUUCUCAGGUUUUCACGCUCACCGAACCCUCUUGAAUAUCCAGUUUCCCUGAGCGACUGACCGCUGUCACUCCUGGUGUUUUCCCGCUUCUGCAGAUCAGUCGAUGCUCCGUGUGAAAUGUCGCUGCUGUUGCUUCACAAAGCUUUCAUAUGCGGCCUGACUUCCACGCCAGUUGUCGUUGAGGUAUGUUGCUUUGUUUUUUAAAUAAAGCUCCACAGUUUUGGUUUUUCCCUGGAGCUGCAGCAGUGCCACUUCUCUAGACUCGGCUCCUCUUUGGGGACAAUUCUAAGUCCGUGUGCAUCUGACCUCAUCGCGCGUGCAGAUACUGGAACGUGCAAGAUUCACCAGGUGCUGUUUGUGUACUUUGCCAAGUUUGAUCUCACACACACUUUUUCUGUGUUUUUGACACCUGUAUGCAGACCUGUGUCUGACACUGCUCAAGUGUGUGUGUGUGUUUAAUGCGUGCAUAGAACAGAAUGAAGCCAAUUGAUAGGGUCAUUCACUCAUGAUGUCAUGCUGUUUCUUAAUUUGGACCAACAAAUUAGACAUUUUAAUGAGCUGUAAGAAGAUUUCUCACCCUCACAGCAACACCCACCAUAAAAGUUUCCAACUAACAGAAUAAUAGGGGCAUUGAAUGUUUGGUCUCCAAAGUAAAGGUCAAACAAGGUCGACGUUCAUUGGAUUCUGUGACUUGUGACGUAUGUUAUCCUGUAACAUAACUAAGCAUGACACAUGGCGCAAACUAUUCUGUUUUAGAACUCUAUUAACCCAAA